CAGUGUGUGUGUCAGUGAGAAAGAGAGGAAAGGAGGGCGGGAGAGUAAUAGAAGAGAGAGAGAGAGAAAAAGAAAGAGUUCUUACUCAUUAAGCGAUCGACCAAGUUCAGCUAAGCCCACACACUCUCUCUCUCUCUCUCUCUCUCUCUCUCUCUCUCUGCUGUACACACGCUCACACAGCGGUACACACACAUCGAUACAGACACAAACAGAAAGCAGAAGUGGAGAGAGGCUCUGGAUUUGGGGCGACGUGGUUGGUUAUGGCUCAUGGUUCUGACAGUAGUGAUUCCAGUUAUGGCAAAACCCCUUCGCCAGCGAGCAGCAGGCAGGGCUCCUCAGACAACAUAAAGAAAGUCAUGAGAAGAGAGAAGAACCGUAUCGCUGCACAGAAGAGCAGGAUGAGACAGACUCAGAAGGCAGACAGUCUACACCUGGAGAGUGAGAACCUAGAGAAGGAGAACGCAGCACUGAGGAAGGAGGUGAAGAGACUAACAGAAGAGGCCAAGUAUCUCUCCUCCGUCCUGACUACCCAUGAGCCUCUCUGCAGCGGCCUGGCCCCUCAGACGACUCAUGACCUCCUGUACUCCCCCCACCACCACGGGAGCAGUGCCUUCCACCACAGUAUUGCUGUGUCUCACUAUCAGCACUGAUUGCCACAGACCAACAAGGGGGACUGGAGAGAAGCUGGAGAAGUUUAGUGACCUUGGUACACUGUGGCACCCUACUUCCUUAGUAGUGCACUUCUUUUCACCAGGGCCCUAUGGGUCAAAAAGUUGUGUACUAUAUAGAGCCACUUGGAACAGGAUGUGUAGAGGAUGGAGUAAAGACUGGCAUUUUGAAACGUCACAGAACAAGCAGCACUUAGGAAAUGUUUAAAAUAACUGAUUUUCUUAUUCUUGAAAAGAUGACAAAAGGCAGUCUGAUUUAUAAAAUGACUUCCAAACCUUCCAAACCUUUAUGACGUCACUGUAGAAUCAAUCACACGGACAAUGCAAAUAGUCCAUGUCUAACUAUAGGAACAGAAAACCAACAUGAUCACGAUACCAGAACACCAGUUUGUGGAAAUGUUUCUUGUCCUCUAUUCAUACAAAGAUGAAUGAUAAAAAUGAUUCAGUUUUAUAUGUUUACUUUUUUUCUCCAUCUUUUUUUCCCCCCAUAUAUAACCUUUGACCCCUUCAAUCUUGGAGGGUUGCAGUGUUUUUGUGCAUUGCUCUUGUGUCAGUUGUAGAUUUGACCUUUUUUAAAUAUUUGAAGUAACGCUGAACUGUAUCACUGUUUCAACAUUUUUCAACAGUUUUGUUAUUUUAGUGUUUAUUGGCCUAAAAAAAAGUGUAAUAGUGUAAUUGUUUUACUGGAAAUACUCAGGAUACAAUCCCACAUCGUAGAUGAUAACAACAGGUUAUUUGUGAUGGAGGUCGAAGAGCAUGUGAUAAAUUGUGUUUUAAUGACUCCAAUGAUGUUGAAGAUAUUCUUGUCGAAAACAAAAAAAAUGCUGCUUUUCUAUUUUGAUACCAACAAAUGUAUUAUCUGAAUCAUGUAAGUUCUUUCUGACAACCAGACAAUCACUUUGAUAACGAAAUCAUCAUGUGAAUCUGUAUGGUCGCUAGGUGGCGCUGUGUACCUGUAAGUAACGGUAAGGUACGGUAAAGCAUUGUCUCUAUUGUCAAUCUGUGUGGUCGCUAGGUGGCGCUGUGCACCUGUAAGGUACUCUAUUGUUAAUCUAUAUGGUCGCUAGGUGGCGCUGUGUACCUAUAAGCAUUGUAUGCUCCAAUAUGAGUGUUUUUCUGAUUGACAGGACUUACACUGUCUAGGUUACCAUAAGUAGUAUUGUGAUUGUACUUUUUAAAUAUUUUCUGUUGUAUCGAAACGUGUUUUUUUUAUAUAUAUAUAUAUAUAUAUCUAUAUAUAUGUUGUCUUACUGCACAUGUAGAAAUAAAGUUAACGUUAGAAAAAAA
This is a messenger RNA of Oncorhynchus masou masou (cherry salmon), 1955 nucleotides long. Its product is annotated as basic leucine zipper transcriptional factor ATF-like. Gene Ontology annotation, cellular component: nucleus. The record is from RefSeq and is a predicted model, not a curated record. NCBI's taxonomy places the organism in Eukaryota, Metazoa, Chordata, Actinopteri, Salmoniformes, Salmonidae. Bases 261 to 650 code for a protein of 129 amino acids. Gene Ontology annotation, biological process: regulation of transcription by RNA polymerase II. The transcript is spliced from 3 exons. Gene Ontology annotation, molecular function: DNA-binding transcription factor activity, RNA polymerase II-specific; RNA polymerase II cis-regulatory region sequence-specific DNA binding.